UUUCGUUCGCGACAACUCCCGCCCCAUGGUCGGUUCUGCUCCUGCUACACCGUCUGACCGACUGACUGACCGACCGACCUUGAGAGCGUGGACUCUUCCGAUCUGUCAGACCAUUCAUUCCAUUCCAUGAGUCGACUGUCCUGAUCCGCCGUGUUCCAUACCGCCUGCACCCGCGCGCUCCUGUCUUCAAUUCAUCAUCAAUCACACACUAAUCACACCCACCCACCCCCCUCCCCUCGUCAGCCCAGCCCGACACUACAGAACACUACGACCUGCGUACCUACCCAUCUCACACGACCAACACCAACACCAAAAUGUCCAACCCGUCCACCACCACCAGUAGUACCCUCGACUACUCCUCCGACACCUCCGACCCCCCUCUCUUUCCUCCAUCCCACCACCACAACCCGCGUCUCAACCGCUACACCCGCCCCCUCAUAUCCUACGUCCGGAACGAAUGGCAACUUUCCAACUCCAAAUACUCCCAACUCCCCACGACCACCGGCAAUAACACCAAUACCGCAGACUCCUCCCUGAACUACUACCUCCAGAUGAUCCUGUCCAUCAUCACGGCGCCGCGCUUCCGGCGGUACGCCAUCGUCUACCUCUCCCUGGUGCUGGGGUGUCUGGUCGGGUGGGAGUACUUCCUGGCGCCGCGGAUGGAGGAGCAUGCGGAGUUGGUGAAGGCAUUGGAUCCGGAUGUCGGGGAGAGCGUGGGCGGGUGGUUUGGCGUCAAUGCGUUGCCGAGGUUGGAGGGCGUGGUGCUGCUGGGCGAGUUGGCGGGGGAAUUGGUUCCGGGGGCGAGUGGGAGUGGGACUGGGAGUGGAAGCGGGAAGAAUGAUGGGAAGGAGAAGACGGGGACGGGGAGGAGGUUGGUGGUUGUGGGGGAUGUUCAUGGGUGUAGUUCGGAAUUGGAACACCUCCUAACAGAAGUGACCUUCACCCCCUCAACGGACCAUCUCAUCCUCGCCGGCGACCUGAUCAACAAAGGCCCCGACAGCACAGGCGUGGUCGAUCUCGCCCGGAAGUACUCUGCGUCGUGCGUGCGCGGCAACCACGAAGACCGGGUGCUGGUGCUGCGCCGGGACAUGAUCGACGCGGAUACGCUGACGGAUACAUCCGCAGACGCGUUCCUGGAUGGGCAGUCGACGGAGCAGGCGAAGCGGGACCGCACUCUGGCGCGGAAGCUGAGCGACGAGCAGGCGGAGUGGCUGGACGCGUGCCCUGUGAUUCUGGAUGUCGGGCAGGUACCGAACAUGGGCCGCGUGGCGGUCGUGCAUGGCGGGCUGGUGCCCGGGGUGGAGCUGGAGAAGCAGGAUCCGUUCAGUGUGAUGAAUAUGUUGAGUAUUGAUUUGGAGACGCAUCUGCCUAGUUCGGAGCGGGGGGAGGGGAUUAAGUGGACGAAGCUUUUCAACAAACACCAAUCCGUCACGUACUCCAACCUCAAAAGUACCAGUACGGAGGUGGCCCGCGCGCAGACAACCACGGUCAUCUACGGCCACGACUCCAAAACCGGACUCAACAUCAAGACGUACACCAAGGGUCUCGAUUCCGGGUGCGUCAAGGGCGGGAAGCUCACCGCGUUGGUCAUCAGUGACGACGGCGAGCAAGAACUCGUCCAGGUCCGCUGCAAUAACUACCUCGACAGCUAAGCGGAGGUAUCACUGUAGCAUUAUCUGAUAUACUAUCGAUCAUCGACCCUCGUCAUCUGUUCUCUUCGGGUAUCUAUCUAUCUGUCUUUCUUUUUUGCAUGGGCACAGGCACAUUGCCAUCUAUCUCUCUGCUGGUUCGAGAGUCGCUGUAUAAUUGCUUUCGCAUCUGGGUCUCCUUUUUUUUUUUUUUUUUUUUUUUUUUU
Molecule: messenger RNA, 1855 nt
Organism: Aspergillus heteromorphus CBS 117.55
Lineage: Eukaryota; Fungi; Ascomycota; Eurotiomycetes; Eurotiales; Aspergillaceae
Product: putative serine/threonine-protein phosphatase
Exons: 3
Coding region: 315-1652 (445 amino acids)
Biological process (GO): polyphosphate catabolic process
Cellular component (GO): cytoplasm
Molecular function (GO): endopolyphosphatase activity; phosphatase activity
Source: RefSeq, a predicted model, not a curated record